CAGCCGUGGAAACUGUUUUUGUUACAACGAAAUAAUGCACAAUUGAGACGUUUUUAUAGCUGUAACCCGCCAUUGCCACGGCCACGGCCAAGGCCACCGCCACCGUCACCCCGGCCACCGGCACAGCAUGGACAAGCUACGCAGCGGCAGUGCAGGCACCCACCAACGUACCUCCUCCCCGGGCCAAGGACCACUGGCCGAGCAACACCAUGUCGAGCAGUAUCCCAAAAACCUGAUCGAGCAAUAUCUGCGUGCCUCCAAUAAAAUCAAAAAGUUCGAGCGUGCCGGCUUUUUCAAACGCUUUGCGCCCAGCGUGAAUGAUGUACAGGCGGACUUCCAGAGGCUGGCGUACAGCUUCGAGGAGUCGGGCAUCAUGCAGUACGCGGCCAUGUGCCACAUUGGGUAUGCCAAGUGCGAGUCCUUUGGCGGGGCGCCGCAGCGGGAGUCGGAGGCCUAUGUGAGAGCCGCCCGCGCCUUCCUGCAGGCCCACAACGAGUUCGGGCUCCUCCACCUGCGCACCCAGCAUUGUGGCUUCCGGGAGGGCGCCAUUCACUGCUACCACAAGGCAGCGGAGCGCGUUGUGGACGGCUGCGUCUUCAAGGCGGCCAUUCUCCGCGAGCUGCAGCAGCUGCAGCGGCAGCUGGACCGCACCAGCAGCUUCGCCUCGCCCACCCACCAGAUCCACGACCUGGAAAUGAGCGCCGACCUGAGCACGCAGCGCGAGGACUACCGCAGUGCCCUCCAGCACUACGACGACAUCGUGGACAACAUCUACGAGCGUCGUGGGGCGCUGAUGUACAGCGAGCUGCUCAGGCGUGUGGAGGUCCUGCGCCUGCUGCUGCUGGUCCACCUGAAUCUGCCGCCUGCCCGGCAAUCGCCAGCCCACAUCAAGCUCAUCGAGCACUACUACAGCCUCGCCCAGUUCGAGGCGAGCCCCUGUCCGGGCUACAACAGCGAGCUAGUGGAGCGGCCCGGCGCCUUUGUGCCCCAGCAGCAGCAGUACGCCCUCGCCGAAAUCAUCUGUGCCUGGGUCGAGCGCAAAAUGUGCGAUCUGAAGCACCUACUCCGGGACUUUGCGGCCGAGUUCAGUUCGGCUAGCAAUGCUGAGCGCCAGCUGCUUAAACUGAUCUACGCGGACCUCUCCACAGUGUACUAGUCGCGUGCGAGCACGGCUCGUCACGGCAUUCAUUGUACGAUUACCAGUACCAUGGAUUGUAGCAUAGUAUAUGAUACGAUACAUACAUAUAUGAUUAUUUUAUUACGAUUAUUGAUUAGCGUUAGCACACGUAACUAGUAUUGCUUAAGUGUAACCAAGUCUACCAUUCAACCUUUGAACGUGCCUACACUCGUACACGCAAGAAACGAGAAAACGAACCACAGACCAGAAGCGGGAAGCAGCAGGUAAGGGAGGAGGCGCUCUUCGGCGCACCGAAGUCUAUAUACCCUUGCAGUUGGACGGACGACCAUUUAAAGGCUAUUGAGUAUUGAUCGGUCCCUUCUGUUCGGUCUGCUGUUGAACUUUAAUACCAAUAGGAAUCCGAUUUGUUUUUAAAAUAUAACCUCCACCGCUCUUUCCAAUGGCAGCUGUAUGAUAUAGUCAUCCGAUUUGUAACCCAUUUGGCAUAAAUAACAACAAAUUCUUAUUUCUUCGAACUGUAUGUCUCGUGAGAUAUCACCUCACCCCUAGAGGUUCUGUGAAAUGAAGCAGGAAACAUCGGGACAAAUCCCCAAAUAGACCGGCGUCUUCCUCUUUAUUAUCAUAAUCAAUAUAUAGUCGAAGUCGAAACAAGGCCUUGUAAUAAUACAAAUAAUAAUGGCCAAGAGAAUAUAUACUAUCAGGAAUGCAGACCAUGUGCCAAGCAGCAUAGGGGUGACCUAAAGCAGAGUUUGGUUGAAAAAUAAAAUAGUAUGUCCCUCUACUCUUUUAAUACCCGAUAUAGAUGGUAGUGUCGGUGGUGCUUCCUCUGCAAGGGUAUAUAUGAAAACCGUGCAACAAUAAAGGGAAUCCGUAUAUGAUACAUAUGUAAAUGCGCUAACAAUAAAUGUUAUAAGUCAUCUAAUAGCACACAGAUUUGAAAAUUGUACAAUAAAGCAAAGCAAAUGGAGAUUACCUCA
Messenger RNA from Drosophila persimilis, 2115 nucleotides. RefSeq lists its product as uncharacterized. The record is from RefSeq and is a predicted model, not a curated record. Gene Ontology annotation, biological process: vesicle cytoskeletal trafficking. The transcript has 2 exons. Gene Ontology annotation, cellular component: early endosome. The coding region runs from base 128 to 1156 and encodes 342 amino acids. NCBI's taxonomy places the organism in Eukaryota, Metazoa, Arthropoda, Insecta, Diptera, Drosophilidae.